Messenger RNA from Cavia porcellus (domestic guinea pig), 2616 nucleotides. RefSeq names its product abasic site processing protein HMCES-like. Gene Ontology annotation, molecular function: ATP binding; protein serine/threonine kinase activity; single-stranded DNA binding. Bases 990 to 1889 code for a protein of 299 amino acids. Gene Ontology annotation, biological process: intracellular signal transduction; DNA damage response; protein phosphorylation. NCBI's taxonomy places the organism in Eukaryota, Metazoa, Chordata, Mammalia, Rodentia, Caviidae. The record is from RefSeq and is a predicted model, not a curated record. The transcript has 11 exons. Gene Ontology annotation, cellular component: cytoplasm.
CGCGGCGUCGAGCGUGGGACCGGGUUCCGCGAAGCGCGGGAAAGAGCCUUGGGCUGUAGGCCUUGGGGUCUUCGGUGUUCUCGGGAGUCGGCUUUUGCCGCGACCCCUCAAACCGAGUGGGACCGGAAGUGGUGCGACAGACUCCUCGGACCGAGGCGCGGCCUCAGGUGCCGCAAGGACCGAGUCCGUAGUUGGCUGGGGGACCCUGUUCUCCACCUUAGCACCCUGCGCGCCGUCAGGUUGGGGGCGAAGGCGGGAGCUCCGGGAAGUUUCCAAGGAACUGCGGAAGGGUUUCGGAUCGGAUCCCAGCGCGGGUGGCUGCUGGGUUAUGGGCACACACUUGUAAUCCCAGCACUUGGGAGGUCGAGACGGGAGGAUCACUGGGUGUUCGAGUUUAGCAUAGUGAGUUUAAGGCCAGCCUGAACUGCAUAGUGAAACUUUGUUUCAAAAGACAAGAAACAAAACAACCAAAAAACUUAUGGGGACCUACAGUAUCCAGCUACCAGCACAGGAAGCUGAGGCAGCAGGAUCUCCGCCGGUCCAGGCCGACCUGGGUGCACAGCGGGACCCAGUGCAAAAACCACAAGAUAACGUCCUCACUUCGGAGGCCCGCGAGCGCUCUCUUCCCGGUGUUUGCUGAUUGCAGGGCAAGCGCGACGACGAUGUGCGGGCGGACAUCCUGCCACCUGCCCAGGGAAGUGCUGGCCAGGGCCUGUGCCUACCGCGACCGUGGCGGCCUGCGGCGGCUCCCCGAAUGAAGACAGCCUGAGAAGUACCACCCUUCCUACAACCAGAGCCCGCAGAGCUGCAACCCGGUGCUGCUGUCGCGCCUGCACCUGGAAAAGGGACUCACUAUGCAGUUCAGGAUGAUCUUGAGCUCACUUUGUAGCCCAGGCUGGUAUCGAACUUGAUUGAAACGAUCCUCUGCUUCAGCCUCCAGAGUGCUUCGAUUACAGGAUGCAGACUCAUCAGAACAGAUCAUUGCUCCCAUGAGAUGGGGCCUGGUCCCCUCUUGGUUCAAAGAAAGUGACCCUUCCAAGCUGCAAUUCAACACCAUCAACUGUCGCAGUGAUACCAUCCUGGAGAAAUGGUCGUUCAAGGUGCCGCUGGGAAAGGGAAGACGCUGUGUUGUCUUAGCAGAUGGAUUCUUUGAGUGGCAACGAUGUCAUGGAACAAGCCAGCCGCAACCAUACUUCAUCUAUUUUCCUCAGACUGAGACAAAGCAGCUAGGCAACAGUGGGACUGUGGACAAUACAGAGGACUGGGAAAAAGUCUGGGACCACUGGAGGCCGCUGACAAUGGCAGGGAUCUUUGACUACUGGGAGCCCCCCGAGGGAGGAGACCUGCUGUAUUCCUACACCAUCAUUACCAUGGAUUCCUGCAAAAGCUUGCAUGAUAUCCACCACAGGAUGCCUGCCAUCCUGGAUGGAGAGGAGGCCGUGUCCAGGUGGCUAGACUUUGGGGAUAUCCCUACUCAGGAGGCACUGAAGCUGAUCCGCCCCACAGAGAACAUCACCUUCCACGCUGUCUCCCCCAUUGUCAACAACUCGAGGAACAACAGCCCUGAGUGUCUGACUCCUGUCCACUUGGUGGUCAAGAAGGAGCCCAAGGCAAGUGGCAGCAGCCAAAAGAUGAUGCAGUGGCUAGCCACGAAGUCACCCAAAAAGGAAGACCAAGAGACACCCCAGAAGGACAAGUCCGACACACCCCAGUGGUCCAGCCAGUUCCUGCAGAAGAGCCCGCUACCCGCCAAGAGAGGUGGUGCAGGCCUGCUGGUGCGAUGGCUGAAGCAGGAAAAGGAGGAGGCGCCCGCGGCCAAGCGGCCUCACAGUCAGGGUUUCUUUUGCGGGACAGAGGAGCAGAUGUUGAGAGUUUGGACAAACUCAUGAAAACGAAAAACAUACCUGAAGCUCAUCAAGAUGCAUUUAAAACUGGUUUUGCAGAGGGUUUUCUGAAAGCUCAAACAUUAACACAAAAAACCAAUGAUUCUUUAAGGCGAACUCGUUUAAUUCUUUUUGUUCUGCUUCUGUUUGGCAUUUAUGGACUCUUAAAAAAUCCAUUUUUAUCUGUCCGCUUCCGGACUACUACCGGGCUUGAUUCUGCAGUAGAUCCUGUUCAGAUGAAAAAUGUCACUUUUGAGCACGUUAAAGGAUCUAACAUACGUGCAUUCACCAGUGAAGUUGUCAUGGCUAAAACUCCUGGCACCAGCUUCUACCUAGACAUCAACUGUCAUCCCGUCGACUCCCCUAGACUCCAGUACAGUGCCCUCGGCCAGCAGGAAGUAGUUAAAGAGAGAAAUCUUUGCCCCUUUUCCUAAUAAUCAUAAGAUGGGAUAUGAAAGGGUUGCCGGCCCAGGCCGGAUACUGUAGCCAGUAAAGCCAGGGAGCUCCUAUCUCCCCCCACCUUUAGAAAUUACUUCUGGCGCCAAACUAAGACCAAUGGGCUACCUGUGCAUCCCUAAUGCCCCUUAGGUUCCACCCCAGGCUGAGGUUACUUAUAUGCCUCACUCCACGUGUUCCACAGAGAGAUCGCUGGCCCCGGGGUGGAGAUGCCAUGCCCCAGGGGGUCAGGGGUGUCUCUCCCCGCAUUCCCAAAAUAAAGGUUACUUAUAUUUUA